AUGACUUUGUCCCCUCAUAUGUCCAUCUCUAGACCGUUUAUUACGGUUUCUCUCUUGGUCAAUAAAACCACUAUAACAACCAAAGCCCUGAUCGAUUCGGGUGCGGCAGACAACCUUAUGGAUGAGACCUUUGCCAAAACCGCAGCCCUGAAUUUGAUCCGAAAGGAGACACCCUUGGCCGUUGAGGCCAUAGAUGGUAGACCACUGGAGAAACCUCUGGUGACCCAUGAAACCCAGGAAAUAGUUAUGUCUGUGGGUGUUUUGCACAAGGAGAAGUUAACCUUCCAAAUAAUUGACUCCCCUACAGCCUCCAUCGUUCUGGGUUUUCCUGGUUAGUUAAACACAACCCUGUUCUUGAUUGGGGUUGUUUAGACAUACUCUCCUGGGGGGAAUCUUGUCAGCGAGACUGUGUGGCUCAUGUACGUCCUGUCUGUUUACUUAACGUACCCACGGCUAAACCACUCUCGGUUUCUGUGCCCUCUGUUUAUGCAGACCUUGCCUUGGUUUUUGAAAAGAGGGAGGCAGAUAAGCUACCUCCACACCGUGAGUAUGAUUGUGCCAUAAACCUCUUACCGGGCACUAUGCCUCCUAGGGGAAAGGUCUACCCUCUUUCUGAAAAAGAAAACCAAAUCAUGGAGGAGUACAUACAGGAAUCCCUAAGAAAAGGUUUUAUUAGAAGGUCCUCCUCUCCUGCUGGUGCUGGUUUCUUUUUUGUGGCUAAGAAGGAGGGUGAUUUGAGGCCAUGUAUAGACUACAGGGGUCUGAACAAUAUAACGGUUAAAAACGCCUACCCUAUCCCCCUCAUCACUGAGUUGUUUGAUCGUGUUAAAGGUUCUAAAUUUUUCACCAAAUUAGACCUCAGGGGGGCUUAUAACCUUGUCCGUAUAAAGGAGAAUGACGAGUGGAAGACAGCGUUCAACACACGCAGUGGGCAUUACGAAUAUCUGGUCAUGCCUUUUGGAUUGUGUAAUGCUCCUGCCGUGUUUCAGGACCUCAUAAAUGAUGUCCUUAGGGAUCUAUUGCAUGUCUGUGCUGUAGUGUACCUUGACGACAUACUUGUGUAUUCUCCUGAUUUGAAGUCACACCAUAACCAUGUUAGGAUGGUGCUCAAAAGACUAUUGCAGAAUGGACUCUACUGUAAGUUAGAAAAAUGUUUAUUCGAUCAGACGUCUGUGCAAUUCCUAGGAUAUAUCAUUACUGAACAGGGUUUCAGUAUGGAUCCUGCUAAAUUGGAAGCUAUAAUGUCCUGGCCACUUCCCCAAGGACUAAAGGCUAUCCAGCGUUUUAUAGGAUUUGCCAACUAUUAUAGGAAAUUUAUAAAAACUUUUCACCACUCAUAUCUCCCAUAACGAAGUUGACAAAAAAAGGUCUACAUCCUAGGGUUUGGACUCCUGAAGCCCUUAAGGCCUUCGAAACCCUCAAGAAGGCAUUUGCCUCUGCUCCAGUGCUGCACCACCCUGAUCCUUCUCUUCCCUUUGUUAUGGAAGUAGACGCCUCGGAGUCAGGUGUGGGAGCCGUACUGUCACAGAGGUUGUCUUAUGACAAACCCCUCCAUCCCUGUUGUUAUUUUUCUAAAAGGUUGUCUGAUUCAGAGAAGAAUUAUGAUGUUGGGAAUAGGGAACUAUUAGCUAUUGUGUUAGCUUUCAAGGAAUGGAGGUACUUAUUAGAGGGUUCUAGAUACAAAAUUAUGGUUAUAACAGAUCAUAAGAAUCUAUCCUAUAUUGCUGAUGCUAGAAGGUUAUCUGCCCGGCAGGCUAGAUGGUCUCUAUUUCUCUCACGCUUCCAAUAUGUUAUCACCUAUAGACCUGGUUGCCGUAAUGCCAAAGCUGACGCCAUCUCUCGGCAGCAUGAACCAGUAGAAUUUGUUAACCCGACUCCUGAACCUAUUGUACCUGAGUCUCAGAUAAUAGCUGCCACCCGUUUGGUUGUUUCUUCACCUUUCCUUAACAGUAUUAAGACAUACCAAACCCAGGCACCCCCUGAGACGCCAGUUGGUAAACUAUACGUUGAAGCUAAUGACAGAAAAAAGUUGUUAACUUUAUUUCACACAGCCAAAACUGCUGGUCAUCCGGGGGUUACCAAAACCUACAAAGGCCUCCUUCAACAGUUCUGGUGGCCUUCACUCAAGCGAGACGUAGUGGAUUUUGUUCAGGCUUGUCAGGUCUGCACGCAAUGUAAGUCCCUUAAUGUGAGACCCCAGGGUUUUCUGAUGCCUCUAUCUAUACCCAAGAAACCAUGGACCCACUUAUCCAUGGAUUUCAUUGUAGACCUGCCUCUUUCUGAUGGUCAGACGGUGAUACUGACUGUGACGGAUAGGUUCUCUAAAAUGGCGCACUUCAUUCCGCUUAAGAAACUGCCUUCUGCGGUUCAGUUAGCUCAGGUAUUUGCCAAAGAAGUGUUCCGAUUGCAUGGGGUACCCCAGGAUAUCGUAUCUGACAGGGGCCCUCAAUUUGUCUCUCGGUUCUGGAGGGGCUUUUGUGCUGAGAUGGGGGUAUCCUUGUCGUUUUCUUCCUCCUAUCACCCGCAAUCUAAUGGUGCGGCCGAACGUGCUAAUCAGUCUGUGGAAUUGUAUUUGCGCUGCUUCACUAAUGCGCACCAGGAUGACUGGUCUCGCCUUCUUCCGUGGGCUGAAUUUGCCAGGAAUACGGUGACUCAUUCGUCUACUGGCUUAAGUCCUUUUGAGGUUGCUUAUGGGUUUCGUCCUUCUGUCCUUCCCGGAGCGUUCUCCGACAAGGGAAUGCCCGCCUUGGACCAGCACCUCGCCUCUUUGCGGAAGACGUGGGAUCAAGUCCAUGUUGCGCUGUCUCGUUCAGCUGCUGCUCAGAAAAAGUUCGCUGAUCGCCGUAGGGUUGCGGCCCCUUCCUAUGUUCCGGGUGAUAGGGUAUGGUUGUCCUCCCGGAACCUCCGUCUCAAGGUUCCCUCGAUGAAAUUUGCCCCCAGGUUUCUUGGUCCCUUCAAGGUGUUACGUAGGGUUAAUCCCGUUUCCUACUCCCUUGAUUUGCCUCCUUCCAUGCGUGUCCCGAACACGUUUCACGUCUCGCUUUUGAAACCCUUGCUGUGUAACCGGUUCUCUCGUCCCCUCGGGCGGCCCGUUUCCCCUCGAGCUGUCUCUGACGACGUGUACGAGGUGGCUGCCCUUCUCGACUCUCGUGUUUCUAGGGGUCGGCUGCAAUAUUUGGUGGACUGGAAGGGGUACGGCCCUGAGGAGCAGUCCUGGGUUUCAAGCUCCGAUGUGCACGCUCCCUCUUUGGUCCGCUCCUUUCAUGCCCGCUUUCCUUUGAAGCCUUCCGCUUCCCACCCCCUGGGUGGUCUUCGAGGGGGGGGUAAUGUCAGGCUCCCGCGGACGGCUGCGAGGGGAGGCUGCACUCCGCUCGCAGUACUCACCCUCCAGCCGUCCGCGGUCCCCUCCGCCUCGUGGGUACGGCGAGCGGCAUCCUUCCAGCCUCGGAUGCCGCCCGCCGUUCCCUCCACGUCCCCCAGCGGCAGCAUGCAUGACGCUGCACGCUGGGAGACCGCCCAGGUUUAUACACGCCGGGGUCAGUCACCUGACCCGGCGUUAAACGCAAAGUGCCACAAUCACAGUGGGAGGUCUAAAUAUCUCCCACGUGUGAUUGUUAAUUCUGAUUGGAAAUCAUCCAAUCAGAAUUAACCUGAUGGUUUAAAUACUUACCUUUCCUGUUCCUCCUUGCCCUGUUGUGGUCUUUGCUUGCUAGUAUUGCUACUUACCUUGUGCUUCUGGUUACGUACUCUCUGGCUUGUUUAUCUGACUCUGUGACUUUCUCCUACCCUUUGACCUCGGCUCGUUUCACGUUAUUCUGUCUUCUGGUUCCCCUUUACUCGGCUUGUCUCCUGACUAUUCUGUGUGUGCUUAGCCCGGCCACUCUAAGGUCCGGUACGGCACCUUUUGUGUGUGUGUGUGUGUGCCAGCGUGUUGGGUUCCCCGAAUCGUGACACCUUAUACACAAAUACACACUGCUUCCACUACACACAAACACACUGCAUCACCUGCACAAACUGGUAUCCCUAUACACUACAUACCAUAAGCACACAUAUGAGUGAACUCAUGGGUGGGUGGAACAUAUAAGUGGACUUAUGAGUGGCCCUUGUGGGCAUACUCACCGUCAGGCCCUGGGGCCCAGACCUUGAGCUGUGUAAGGGGCCCCCCAAAAAAUGGCGCUGCUUCCAAUUCUCCCAGGACAUUGAAUUUUGUGACCACAGUUGCAAACAGCCUCCAGAGAUCCUGUUCUACACCAGACCAGUGGAGCCAAACUGCAGCCCAUCAUCAUCCUCAUUUGGUUGUAAGUAGGCAAUCUAGUAUAUUAUUAGUGACACUAAUCUAUAAUUUACAUUACAUUAAAGGGACACUAUAGUCCCCAGAACGACUGGAGCUUAAUGAAGUGGUUCUGGUGUCUAUAGCCGGCCCCUGCAGGCCUUUUAAUGUAAACACACACUGUGGGCAGCACUGGCGUUAGUUCGUAUGGCAGCUCAUAUAGGUGGGGCAUUGUGAUGUCACAUGGGGGGCGGCAAAUACAGCUGUUCCCCAUGCAGCCACAGGUGCCACUGUGCUGGGAGAUUGUGAUCACUCUUCACUUCCUCCCAGCUUACAGAGCAGCGCAUGGGAGAGAGAGAGGAGGAGGCAUGAUUUAAUCUUACAACAAAUCCAGUAAGCAAAUCUGUAUAAAUUUGGGUGGGAUCAGCUCUGUAUCCACAGUUUAUUGGUGUUUACUCUGAUGUCUGUAUUAAUAUUGAGGGAUUUCUAAGUAGUAACAUCAGUGUGUGUCAGCAGGGCCAGCUGUUGGGGUGUGCACGCUGUGCGGUCACGCAGGGUGCCAUCACAACAGAGACACCAGCCUAUUCAAUUUAAACGAUUUGCUGGUGGUCCACUGGUGCGCACCAGCAGUAGGUGCAGUCAGAUUAUAGCCUCUCCCUCGUGGUUCCGGCGCUCAGUUAGUGAGUCAGAGCACAGGCUCAGAGAUUCUCAGCCUGCGCUCUGACAACAUUGAAAGUCAGAGCCGUGAAGGAGUGGGUAUGGCAAAGAGCUACUGAUUAGCAUAACAUCAAUAUCUGUUAUAAAACCAGGAAAAGGUGGGCACCAUUGCACUGAUUUGGUGGUGCAAUGGGCCACUUGACUGGUUUUGCCCCCCAGGCCUAAGGCUGCCAGCCCUCCCCUGGGCAGAGAUCACUGUCAAAGUGAGUGUUUGUAAUACCCACUUUGACAGCAGCCAAUUGUGAGCGAUUGCGUGUCGCUCAAAUAACAUAAUUGGCUGUUACUAUCAGCCUUGCAUGCCUGGGAGAUAGUAACAAUGGGAUAUCAGCAGAAGCGAUCUCCGAUCACUCUCGCUGCUCGUUUUCUGUUAUGACAGUUCAGGACCGUCAUAGGUCCAAAAGGGAUGUUUCUGAUGAUGGUCCGGAACAGUCAUCGGUCCUGAAGGGGUUAAAGGAACAUUGCAGAUUGAAUAAGCUCUUUAUCUUGCUGGAGUGCUUCACAUGUCUGGUGUCUAGCACUAUUUUUACAGUUUAUAAAAGUUAUAACUUCAAUAAAAAUCUUCACUUUUGUAACUGGGACUUAGUGACAACAAGGUAGGUUUUCUCCUACCAGUCAAGUUAGGAAUAAGUAACCCAAAAUACAGUUAUUGAUAGUAAGCAAAAAUAAAUCCAUCACAAAUCCUUGGUACAAAGAACAUUCUCCUCGUUCUAGCAUUGGUACAGCGGGUUCAGAAGCAUGUGGCCAAAUGUAAGGCACACCUUUUCUGGCAUGCCUCCAUAACACCCUAUUGGUACUUAUAAUUACUUGUAAUAUAACUAUAACGUGUUCCAGCUACACCUACAGGGCUGUCUUGCAGCAUGGAACGUCUAUUGGUGCAUGGGAGACAUGACGCGAUCUGAGCUCAGAGGUCGAGGCCCGCCCCUAGUAUUCGCGAAUGCACGUGUUCGGGCGGCCUGGAGCAGUGAUGGAAUAGAGGUAUAUUGUGUAAAUACCCCCCUCCUAAGACACAUUCUCCAGAGUUGUAUUGUAGCUGGAUUUCCAGGAUGACAGAGAUGGUAUGUUUGAACCAAGCUGGGAGCAUGGACAUUGGAGGAUGGCUCCCAAAACCGUUCUUUUGGACCAUAUCCUUUUUUAGUAUUCUUUUUCACCAUUGACCUGGGCAGGACCUGGAGGAGGAGGUUUUUAAAUGGUAAAUCUGUCAGACAUAUAAGGUUUCAAUAAGGUGAAAUACAGGAUGGAUGUGCAGAGAGGAUGGCAAUCGUAGACGAACCGUUACAGGAGAGAGGACAGUCUCUAUUGGGUAUAGACACAGGAACUUUGGUCCGAGUUUCUUUCUUGGACAGGACAAUCGUAACUGUCUGGUGAACAACUAUACUUUUUGCCCCAUGUGAUUACCCACUGUGCAGAUCUACUUUUCUUGUCGGCAUAUCUUUUGUAUCUCUGUUGUGUUUCUUGUAGGAUAGUUUUCCCUUGGGUACAGAGGGUUCUGGAGCAUGUGAGUCAUCAGAGGAGGCAACAGACAUAGGACCAGAAGGAGGAGUAGCGGUGUAA
Molecule: messenger RNA, 6538 nt
Organism: Pelobates cultripes (western spadefoot toad)
Lineage: Eukaryota; Metazoa; Chordata; Amphibia; Anura; Pelobatidae
Source: the annotation of a GenBank genome assembly